Molecule: messenger RNA, 4255 nt
Organism: Armigeres subalbatus
Lineage: Eukaryota; Metazoa; Arthropoda; Insecta; Diptera; Culicidae
Product: cell division cycle and apoptosis regulator protein 1-like
Exons: 10
Coding region: 227-4090 (1287 amino acids)
Biological process (GO): regulation of DNA-templated transcription
Cellular component (GO): nucleus
Source: RefSeq, a predicted model, not a curated record
AAAAAAAAUCAUUCUCCAAGCCGUGUCUUGUCGCGUUAGGAGAGCCGCCUCGUAAUAAAGAUUAAAUUGUAAUUUUCUAAUUGUUGAACAUUCUAAUUAAGUAAAAUAUUCAGUUUCCAUAAGUUAACACCCUAGUUAAAGUGCCAGUUUGUCAGAAAAGUGUAUUUGUUAGGAAUUUCCGGCUAAAGCGUAAAUUUCUUUUUCGCCACUCGGCCGAAAAUCCAAGAUGGCCUUCAAUCAGAAAAAUCCCCCAUGGCAGCGCAAUGCCGGCCAAAGUAUUGCCGGGAUGCAAACGAUUGUGAGCUUUCCUCAAGCGCAGCCCGUAUUCAAUCAGGGCAUGGGGCUUCAACAGCAACAAAAUCUGUCGCUGAUUCCACAAAUGGGUCUGCAGCAGCAGCAGAUCUACUCGCAAGCCGUUCAAUAUCCGACGUCCCGUCCGAUCAACACGCUUGCCUUUCAGAACCAGCAACAGGCGCAACAAUCGGCCCAGAUCAACCAGGGCUCAUCGAAGUUUAAUCCGAAUCAACGCGUCUUCAGCGGCACUGGUCACGUCACAAAGGUCCAGAACGAUUUCGGCUUCAUCGACGAGGAAGUGUUUUUCCACAAGAACGUUUGCAAGGGACUAUUUCCGAAGGUUGGCGACCGCGUGCUGGUUGAGGCGGCGUACAACCAAAAUAUGCCCUUCAAGUGGAACGCCACUCGGGUGCAAGUUUUGCAGUCGGCUUCCUCGAGCUCGGCCAACAGUGGCAGCUCCUCCAGGCAUGCUUCAAAUUAUGGAACAACUCAAACAUCCAGCGCCGAUCGUUCCGGACGGAGCCGUUAUUCUCCGCGGAAAUCAUCACCGGACCGCCAUGGGCAUCGUUCUUCGAAUCGGGAUUCCCGUGAUGAUGACGAUCGUCGUCGUCGCCGCGAGGAUCGCGAUGCUGAUCGGCAUCGCGACAAACGGGAUCGUAGCUCUGAACGAGACCGACGCGAUCGCGAGAGAAGUCCCGUUCGGAAGCUAUCUCCGAAGCGCAGGAAAGUACGUCCGAUUCCCCGCUAUAUGGUCCAAAUGCCAAAGCAACUGUUAACUCUCAAAUCUGUUGAUAUACUAGAGCUUCGUCGUCGUUAUCAUACUUUGUACAUCCCGUCGGAUUUCUUCUCAUCCGAGAUUCGCUGGGUGGAUGCAUUCCCGCCGAACGCACCGUAUUAUAUUCGCAAGCCGUGUGCAUUCCACGUGAUGCACAAAGACGUGGAGCCACUGACAGCCAACGAUGCCAAUUUGGAACCAGCCGAUGCCGACUAUCUCUACAGCGCAAAGGUGAUGCUGAUGGGCACACCCCCGUUGGCGGAUUUCUAUCAAAAGUGCUUCACCACCACGGAAGAUCGCGAACGCCACGAUGAGGAUCCCGAUCACGUCCAUCCGACGCGGCUGAUCAAUUUCCUUGUGGGCAUUCGCGGCAAAAACGAAACGAUGGCUAUCGGAGGGCCGUGGUCGCCGUCGUUGGACGGAGAGAAUCCCCACUCGAAUCCGAACGUGCUCAUCAAGACGGCGAUCCGCACGUGCAAAGGGUUGACCGGGAUCGAUCUCUCCAACUGCACUCGCUGGUACCGGUUCGUGGAGCUCUAUUAUCGUCGUUCAGAAACCUACCACAAGGGUCGUUUGAUUCCAGCGCGUAUCGAAAUGGUGGUUAUCUUUCUGCCCGAUGUACGUUCCUGUCAGCCAACGAAUCCAGAGUGGGAUGAGCUGCAUCUUAGUUACAAGUCGCACUUGGAGCGUAUUAUUAAUAGUCAGAAUUCCGAUAGUCCAGUUCCGGCCGAGGGUUCGUCAACAGAUGGCGCUAGCGGUGAUGCACCGCCUACUCAGCAGACUUCUCCCGAUGGCGAUAAAGUCGCUUCCUCUGAAACCAAGACUUCGGCAGAUGCUGCUACUGCUCCUGCCGCUGCUGCACCUUCUACUGACAACAGCGAGGCCGCCAAGGGUUCGACCAACGAGAAAGCUGAUUCAACCGUUGAAGCCGCCCCCAUUAAGGAGGAAGCAGAAGAAGCAGCAGAAGACAAUGAAAAGGACGAUGCCGAAGCAGAUAAAGCGAGCGCUCCCGCUGAGUUGGAUUUGAAGAAAAUGAAGGUCGCUGACUUGAAGGCUGAACUACUGGCUCGUAAUUUGCCGACAGACGGUGUAAAGAAUACACUAAUGGCGAGGUUGGCCAAGGCCCUGAAGCAGGAAACAAAUUCGAAUAGUAAGGACGACGAAGACAAAACCACAGGUGACAAAAAGGAUGACGAGAAGCAAACUAACGAGAAGGAAGCCACUCAAGAAUCGGAGAAACCCGCUGAAAAGGACGAUGAAGAAUUUGAAACGAUGGACAAUGUCGAUAUGUCUGAAGUGACCGUAAUCGAUGAGUACGAUUCUAAAUCCGACGACAAGACCAAUGACGAGGCUAGCAAAAAGGCGGAACCAACCAAACUCACGGAAAAAGAGCGCCAGGUGUUGGAGAAACGAUAUUCGUUGCCGGAGCAGCCUCACAUCAUUGUGCAUCCUUCAAAAACGGCCAAAUCUGGCAAAUUUGAUUGUGCCGUUAUGUCGCUGUCGGUUUUGUUGGACUAUCGUCCGGAGGACUCCAAGGAGCAUUCGUUCGAGGUAUCCUUGUUCGCAGAACUGUUUAACGAAAUGCUGACCCGUGAUUUCGGGUUCAACAUUUACAAGGCUCUUCAUAUGCUUCCCUCCAAGAAGGAGGAAGAACCCAAAAAAGAGUCCACUGCCGAGGAAGUGAAAGAAGACGAUGACAAGAAAGUUAACGGCGACGGAUCCAAAGAAAAAGCAAAAAGCUCCGAAGAAAGCACCAAAUCAAAGGACGAUAAAGAUGAUAAGGAGAAAGAUCGCGCCCGCGAUCGUGACCGCGAUUCGCGUAAAAGAUCUCGCUUUGACGACUCGGCCGAGGAAGAAAGGCGUCGCAAGGAGAAGGAAAAGGAGAAAGAACGGGAGAGGCUAAAGUACUACACGGCCGACCGGGACCUUUUGUUAUCAUUCACUUACUUUGAUAUAAGUCAUUGCGGUUACAUAUUCGACAAAGAUGUUGAAGAUCUCUUCUAUACCAUUGGCUUGAAUCUUUCUCGUUCUCAAAUACGUAGACUGGUAAGCAAGGCCGUUACCAGAGAUUCUCUUUACUAUCGGAAGCUGACGGACAAGGUUAAAGAGUUGACCGAAGAAGAGAAGGAGUCCGAUGGUAAAGAAAAGGAAGGUGAACAGAAGGAAACAGUUGCUGAAGCUACCGAUGAUGCUGUUGUUCCUGUUGUCAAACCGGAGAAAAUUGAAACCGUAGAACUUACGGAAGCCGAUCUGGAGGUACUGGCCACUGGCAAUUGCAAUCUAGUGGAACAAAUGAAGAUUAAUCUCCAAGCGGUUCUGGAGAGUGAGAUUGCAGAGGCUGGAAAUGAUCCACCAACCAAGAAGAUUAAACUCGAGCCAUUGCAAGACGACAGCGAUAUCCCGGAGACCAACAACGGUCUGGUGUUGCACAAUGGUGGCGUUCUGGACAUUCCGAAACUAUUGGAACAAAUGCGGCGCACCGAGAAGGCACGUGAAGAUGCGGACCAGUUGUUGAUAGAUUUGCGUAAGCAGAACUUGGACCUUACGAAAAGUCAAACUCGUUCCAAUGAUAAGAUCAAGGAUCAAGCGGGGGACAUCAAGAGUCUAACCCGAAAGCUCGUCGACGCCGAACAGAAUCUUCGUGACGUCACCAAAAAAUCGAAUGAAUAUUUCUCAACCUUGUCCAGCGUGUAUGACCGUGUCAGCGUUGUGAUGCAUCGUGCAGAUCCGAAGCGCUCUUCGUCGAUCUCUUCGUCUCGACGUGGCAGCUCUCGCGAUCGUUCCGGACGCAAAGAUGAUAAAUCAAAGGACAAAGAAUCGGAAACGACGAAGGAUUCUUUGGACAAAGCGAAGCCAGAGGAACCCAAAAAGUCUAAUGAUUCUCCUACGGCUGGUAGUGAAUCGAAAGCUUCUGAAGGUGAGACAAAGGGAAAUGAUGAGAGUAACAACAAGAAUGCGGAAAAAGUAGCCGAAGAGACCAAACAAGCGGAGCAGAAAGUCGAAGAAGAGAAAAAGGAGUAAUGAAUGACCAGUAAUAAAAAUUAAAACAGUGGCGUUUCGUAUUCACAUUUUUAUUAUCAUUUUCCAGCAUUCAUGAGGAAAAUAUACGAUAAAACUAAAUAAAUUUACAUUCAAUCCAAUUCAGUGUAGUUAAGGAAAUAAAUGAUUUGCUUGAAGCAAAAACUA